AUGUCCGAUCGAUAUAUUGUGUUGCAUAUCAACACCACCGCCAAUGAGAGUUCUCAGCAGUUCAAACGCGACCCUUCAGAGAUUAUUGAGCUAGCAUGGGUUCUGCUAGAUCCUGGAACCAACUUUGAAAUAGUUGGUAGGGGAAGUGUUCUGGCUAAACCAUUCAACACUCCUAUAACCCCGCUUUGUACCAGCAUGACAACUCUUACAUGGGAAAGUGUCAAGAACGCUGGUUCACUCAAGGAUGCGGUAGAGGAGCUUAGCAGAUUUAUUGACUCAAACUUGGUCAGCAACGGCUUGUCAUUCAGUUUUAUAACUCUGAAUGCCUGGGAUCUCCGCUUGAAAUUACCCAAGGAGUCGCGUGAAAGAAGUAUAGCCCUUCCCGCGUACUUGGACUUACCCAAGUACUUUGAUCUUAGAAAAGAAUUCUGUAGAUGGGCCCAAAAAUCAUCUGCAUUGACUACAAACGGUAAUCACAUGAGUUUAGCUUAUAUGGUAUCUAAACUUGAAACAGAAGCUAGUUUGGUUUUGGACGAGGAUCUAAGAUCAAAAGUUAAUUCUGCUAGGCGUGCCCAUGUUGACGCAGAACUGACAGCAAAAGUGGCUGCCACACUAUUGAAAAGCAACAGCGGUCUGUUUCAAAAGCCUCAUGAUUUGCAGCGUGACCUUGAACAGUUUCUUAACGAAAAAUCAAAAGUUCUGUAUAUGAGUAAUCUUUCUACAGAUACUACACAGAGUGAGUUAGAAUCGUGGUUUACUCAGUUUGGGGGAAGGCCCAUCGUGUUUUGGACUCUAACCAGCGACAGUGGAUGCCCGCCGUCUACGGGGGUCAGCACUUCUUCCGGACAAUCUUCCAUUUCUGGGUCAGUUUCUUCAAAUGCUGCCAACUUCAGGCCUACAGGAUCUGGUUUUGCUAUAUGUGCCACUCAUGAGGAGGCAGUUGACUCCUUGACAAUGAAUGGGCGAACCCUUAACGACCGAAUUAUUGAAGUGCAGCCAUCUUCAGUUCGUGUUUUGGACCGUGCUCAAGAGAUUUUGAGCCCGUUUCCUUCGUCCAAAAACAGACCUCGACCUGGUGACUGGACUUGCCCUUCGUGCGGGUUUUCCAACUUCCAACGACGUACUGCAUGCUUCAGAUGCUCUUUUCCAGUUUCAUCUGCCAUAGCUGUCCAAGAUUCAUUUUACCCUGUAACUCAAACUCACAACUCCAGGCCAUCUAGUGGCUCUGUCCCAUUCAGGGCUGGGGACUGGAAAUGUGCCAACGAAAACUGCUCUUACCACAAUUUUGCUAAGAACAUUUGUUGCCUCAAAUGUGGAGCUCGUAAAACACAGGCGAACAAUAGUUACUAUGGCCAUAAUGCAAAUCAGCACCAUGUUUCUCAGGUCUCUACGAAUAUGAUGAGGCUUCAAUCUCAUACGCCCUAUGACGAGGAUCCACACCAGGCGCAAAUUCAACCUCAGCACCAGCAUCAACAUCAACCACAACCAAUCUCAUUCAACAAGCCUAGCAUGCCAGAUUCUUCGAAAUACCAACAGACUCGUCGAUCUCCCAACUAUUUGCAAGGCUUUAAUAACAAUACAACUCACCCAGUUUAUGCUAACCAGAAUAUAGUUCCAGCACCCAGCUCUUUGCACUCUGUUUCGCAUGUCAACUCUCAGGGUAUUCCCUCUAGUUCAUUAAACAAUCAUGCGUACUCUGUAAAUGAGAGUUUUUACGGAGGUUCGCAAGCAAACAAUUUAAAACUUCUAUCUGGAUCCAACAAACCAGCUUAUAUUGGAAUUCCUCAAAAUAAUUCGAAAGUAGAUUCGUCAAGUUUUACAAGUGGUUCUGAUGCAGCGUUAUCUACCCCAGACCUUGCUGGGCUCUCACACGGAAUUAAGAAUUUGGGUUUCUCUCAUGAAGUUCUUGAAUUUGAAGGACAAUAA
Messenger RNA from Komagataella phaffii GS115, 1926 nucleotides. RefSeq lists its product as uncharacterized. The transcript has a single exon. The coding region runs from base 1 to 1926 and encodes 641 amino acids. NCBI's taxonomy places the organism in Eukaryota, Fungi, Ascomycota, Pichiomycetes, Pichiales, Pichiaceae. The record is from RefSeq and is a predicted model, not a curated record. Gene Ontology annotation, molecular function: RNA binding; 3'-5'-RNA exonuclease activity.